Molecule: messenger RNA, 1689 nt
Organism: Fusarium musae
Lineage: Eukaryota; Fungi; Ascomycota; Sordariomycetes; Hypocreales; Nectriaceae
Exons: 1
Coding region: 1-1689 (562 amino acids)
Biological process (GO): intracellular monoatomic cation homeostasis; protein phosphorylation; intracellular signal transduction
Molecular function (GO): ATP binding; protein serine/threonine kinase activity
Source: RefSeq, a predicted model, not a curated record
AUGUCGAGCUUCUUCCGCCGAUCAAAUUCCCACGUUAAGAACGAUUAUAUACCUGCGGAAUCUGCAACACCCUCCGUUGUGUCCGCACCAACGGAACCUCAAACAAAUGGCCAACCACGUGCUGCAGCUCGCCGUCGUUUCUCCAUGAACCGCUCGUCUGCGACUACUCGUUCCAACUCACCCCCUUCGCCUAGCGACAAUGGAUUAGAAAUGGCUCCCCCACACCGUGAACGUGCCUCUGACAAGUCUCUUCCCAGUCAAGGAGACUUCAAGAAGAACCGCGCAUCGACUGGUCUGACUCUACGUGGCCGAGCUAUUAACUUCGUUGGCGCUCAUAACUCCAGCCGAGGGACCGGACACAAGCGCCCUGAGUACAAACGCAGAGCUAGCAGCUAUGACGGUAGCCGACCCAGCACCCCUCUUCCACCUCCUGCGGAAGGCGACGAGACUAUGUAUCCACCCGAACGAAGUGUCUGGCCUCUUCCUCCUGACUCCGGCACUGGUGCCAAGGCUCGACGCAUGAGUUUGAGCCUUCCUGAUGACUUCGCCGUGGACGUAGCUGAGCUACAGAACGAAUUCGAAUACCAGCGCAAAUUCCUCGGCCGUCAUGGCAAGCAUCUUGGCAAGGGAGCGGCUUCUAAGGUUACCCUCAUGAUGCGAAAAGGUUACACAGAAGAGCUUUAUGCCGUCAAGGAGUUCCGUGGCAAAUCGCACCGGGAAAGCCAGCAGGACUACGAGAACAAGAUCAAGUCAGAGUUCAGCAUUGCGAAGAGCUUACAUCAUCCCAAUAUUGUCGAGACUUUCCGCCUAUGUACCGAUCACGGGCGAUGGAACCAUGUCAUGGAAUAUUGCUCGGAAGGUGAUCUUUUCAGCUUAGUCUCCAAGGGUCAUCUCAAGGGUGAUGACCGGAAGAAGGACCGCAUGUGUCUCUUCAAGCAGCUUAUUCAAGGUGUUCAUUACUUGCAUGCCAAUGGCAUUGCCCAUCGUGAUAUCAAGCUUGAGAACCUUCUGAUCACCAAGGACAGUAAGCUCAAGAUUACCGAUUUUGGUGUAUCGGAAGUUUUUUGUGGUACUCACCCGGGUCUUCGUGAAGCUGGUGGACAAUGCGGCCGUAAUAUGAGCGGCGAGAUCCGCCUUUGCUCACCUGGCAUCUGUGGAAGUGAGCCCUACAUCGCUCCUGAGGUCCUUGCCAAGAAGGAAAACUACGACCCCCGAUCACUCGAUGUGUGGAGUUCUGCGAUCGUCAUGAUUUAUCUCACCUUUGGCGGCGCCAUCUGGUCCCGCGCUGUCCCAGGAGAGCUCCAUUAUGAUAAGCUCGUCAAGGGCUGGGAAACAUGGUACGGAAAGCACCCAGAGGCCGACGCCACUAUCUCUGAUACGGAUUACCCCAAAUGCUACGCCCUCGACGUGGGCAUGUCCCCACCUGCUCUCCGCCGUCUUGUGCUACAGAUGUUGAACCCUGAUCCGCAAAAGCGUAUCAGCAUUGAGGACGUCAUCCACAACCGCUGGCUGAAGAAUGUCGAGUGCUGCCAGCUGGAAUCCUACGAUGACCCCGCUCUUCUCAUUGAUGCGACCAAGAAGGACAACACAGCCAACGGCAACAAAAAGAUCUUUUGCCACAACCAUCUACCCCCGAAGGGCACUGGCUCCCACUCGCUGGGCAAGAUGCCAGGCCAGCCGGGCUACUAG